AUGACUUCGCAAGACCGAUUGACAGCCGCCCUCAGCCAGAACAAGGAAUGGGCCGCCCAGACCGCGCAACAGCACCCAGAUCUCUUCCCCACACUAGCCGCGGGCCAACAACCCGAGAUUCUCUGGAUCGGCUGCUCCGACUCGCGAUGCCCGGAAACAACCAUGCUGGGCCUCCAGCCCGGCGACGUCUUCGUCCACCGCAACAUCGCCAACGUGCUGCACGCCGCGGACCUGAGCUCCUCGGCGGUGAUCGAGUACGCCGUGCGCCAUCUGCGCGUCCGCCACGUCGUCAUCUGCGGCCAUACUUCCUGCGGAGGUGUCGCAGCCGCCAUGGGUAACAAGCAGCUGGGCAUCCUAGACCCGUGGCUGAUGCCGCUGCGCCAGCUGCGCGAGCAGCACCUGGUGACGCUGCAGUCACUGUCGCCUGAGGAUGCGAUGCUGCGACUGGCGGAGCUGAACGUGCAGGAGGGUCUGAGGCUGCUGAAGCAGAAGAAUGUGGUGUUGGAGGCUGUUGAGCAGCGCGGGCUGCAGUUGCAUGGGCUGAUUUAUGAUGUUGGGAGUGGGGUGCUUCGCCCUAUGGAUACCGAUGAGUCGGAGGAGGCGGUUAAGGCGCGGUUGGUUGCUUUUAAGACGGAGUGA
This is a messenger RNA of Aspergillus candidus, 639 nucleotides long. RefSeq names its product carbonic anhydrase. The record is from RefSeq and is a predicted model, not a curated record. Gene Ontology annotation, cellular component: cytoplasm. Gene Ontology annotation, biological process: carbon utilization; cellular response to oxidative stress; cellular response to carbon dioxide. Gene Ontology annotation, molecular function: carbonate dehydratase activity; zinc ion binding. The transcript has 2 exons. Lineage: Eukaryota; Fungi; Ascomycota; Eurotiomycetes; Eurotiales; Aspergillaceae. The coding region runs from base 1 to 639 and encodes 212 amino acids.